AGUUUGUUUUCUAAUGAAAGCUGCGAUCUUCUGUUGAUUAGCCAGUUCAUAUUUUUAACUUUUAGGUCGAGGUGUCGUCGUUUGGCUGCAAUAUGUGAUUUCCAAGUAAGUUUUUCGUCUAGAUGAAGGCCCAGGUACUUUACUUCUGUUUUUAUUGGUAUAGGUGAAUUAUUUAGAUGUAGUUGUAGACAUCUAAUUCUUCGAUUUGUGAAAUUUACUUGACAAGACUUGUUUGUGUUGACGUUUAUUUUCCAGCAUCUAAGCCAGUCUUCUAGUUCAUUGAGAUGAUUUUGCAAUUUGUUAAAUGCUAAUAUUUCGUUGAUGUCUGAUGCUAGUAUACCAGUGUCAUCCGCAAAUGUUGCCAUUAGUGUAUUUUCGCUAAUAGGAAUAUCAGCAGUGAAGAUUUGGUAAAGGAAUGGGCCAAGAACACUGCCUUGAGGUACUCCGGAUUUUAUUUGGUGAUAGUUGGAUAGAGUACCUUCGUAUUUAACUUGGAAGUAUCUGUCGGACAGGACCAAAAAGCGUAACGUCAGCCGCGAUUGAAUCAAGAGAGCUACCCUUUCCUCUUCCACUGAAUGAAUGUUCAGGCAUGUCUACUGAGGAGCUUCAAGAUAUAUUGGAGGGAAAUGGAGAUUUGCUGGUGCCUGUAUAUAUUUCGCCUUCUGAAGAUGUACGUACUAAUGAAGAAGAGCUUGCCAAUUAUGUAUGUAAGGACGACGUAAUUUUGCCAGAUGUCGCAGAAACAACAUCAACUUCCUAUAGUCAUCUUAACAAAGAUUGUGCAGGUCAUACAAACGGUACAUCUUAUCCAACCGCUAACUCUUCUAAGAGUAGAUCUAAGGGAAGUCCCUCAAGCAAAAGAUGUUCUGAAAACCAAAACAAACCUGUAGCAAUGUCCCAACCACCACCUAAAAAGAAAAAAGCAGCGGACACUACAGCAAAUAUCAGAAAUACUACCACGAGUAAUCCGAAUGAUUGGAACCAAAACGAAUCAACGCCAUCAACAUCUACCAUGAGCAAUCAGAAUGACGAGAACCAAAAUGAACCAACACCAUCAACAUCUACCAUGAGCAAUCAGAAUGAUGAGAACGAAAAUGAACCAACACCUAUCAUAAGUAAUCAGAAUGACGAGAACCAAAAGGAACCAACACCAUCAACACCCACCACUAGUAAUCAGAAUGACGAGAACCAAAUUGGAUCAACUCCAUCAACAUCUACCAUGAGUAAUCAGAAUGACGGGAAUCAAAAUGAAUCAACGCCAUCAACAUCUACCAUGAGCAAUCAGACGCCGUCAACAUCACGUACAAAAAGUAUAGUAAGUCAUGCAAACGGUACAACGUCUCAUCCAACAACAAACUCUAAAAAGAAAAGUAGAAUAGUAAGAGCUAGUCCAAAAAAGGACGAAAAUAAAAUGAACGAUGACUUUUUAACCAUGAUGAACGAUAUAUUUACAACGGUGUUCCCGACACAACAGGAAGACCAGAAUCUUGUUCAGGUCAUUGACGACAAAGCAAAACAGCGGUGGGAUAUUUUAAAAGAUGCGAAAAAAGAAUAUCAGUUUAUUUGUUACAAAUUAUAUACCAGAAUACCCACAUGGCGCAGUAUUUUCACAUUACGUAAGGAUCAUAUGCCCAAUCUGUCAGAUAAAAAUGCUAUUGAAGUUUUCAAUUUUUUAGAGGAAAAACAGUUUGUUGAUACAGAUUAUAAUAAAGAUCGUAUGGAAGAACUGCUGGGACAACUGCCUGCAAAAGAUGUUAAGAAUAUUUGUUUACACCUCAAAAUUAAACCCAGCACUCCAAAAAAAAACAUAGACAUUUUAUUAGAUAGGUGUAGAAGGCAGCCUACCCUCUCCGGUGGUAUUAAGUCUACGCGUGAGAUUAUCUUUGACCAAAUAGAAGCAAAGCUGGGGAAAUAUGCUCUAAAGAUUAACGACUCGUUUAAAAAAGAUAUUAAUCGCAUUUACCUGUUAGCAACAUUCACUAAUAACAGAUUUCAAAAUAUUGAAAAUUUCCUAGGAAGGGAUUUAAAAUGCGAUUUUCCCUCUUUUGUAGUUGAAAAGUAUAAAGUUUUCAGGGAUGUACAAGAAUUUUUGAGGUAUGCCGAGGCAUGUGAGCUCAGACAAACUUUAGAAACUACUAAAAAUCAUGAAACUAUACAAGAAAUUGGCAUGAACGUUAAAGAUAAAUUAAAGGCUUUGGAACGUACUAAUGACGAAAUGUAUUUCAACGCACCCCAUCUAAAACGUUUUACCGCCGAGUCAGUAUAUUGCGGAAUUUUAACUAAUAUUUGUGAAAUAUUAAAAACAACAUACGUCGAGGAGGUCCAAGCAUUUUUAGAGUAUCUGAUAGAAAAUUUUCCACGCUCACACAGAAUUGGUACUUGGUAUAUGCUAUUGUGUGACAUAUUUACUUCCCGAAAUUUGUCAAGUGAAGCUGUGAAUGUUAUUAUAACAGCACUCAGAACUAAAAAAGAAUAUAUUUUGGAGUAUCAGAUUUAUGAAUUUGCACAUAAGGCGCAAGCGCUAAAAAAAUCUAAACAAAUUGAACAGUAUACCCAUGAUCAACUUGUUGAAUUACUACCGGAUCCUAUCAAUUCAGAAUGCUUUCCCCAAGCUAGGAUAGAUGCCAAAAUAAUUAAGGAUAACCCAUGUGGAAGAAAACGGCAUUAUGAAGUAAACAAUUCAGGCGAACGUAAAUCCUAUGAAACUGUAGAAGACGUUGCGAAAGGUUAUUAUAUUAUUGAAACAGGUGCCUAUACUGACGGCAAAGAUUUUACAUUGAUUAUAAUGAAUUCGUUUACGCUUUUCUUCUGGGAUAUUAUUUAUAGCCAAAAUCCUAACAUCACGGGCACUUUUUUAUCUAAAUAUCAAGAAGUACCCCUUGAUAUGUACACCACUGAUUUCUACAAAAAUCGCAAAGAACUAAUCGACAAAAGAUUGAAGAAUAUAGCUGAAGGUUGGACAUAUGAAGUAACUAUUCAAAACGUUACAGAGCACUGGCAAAAUUAUUCACAUAUAUCAGGAUUGUGUGGUCCAAUAGUUAAGACUAUGGAUAUCAAAUUUCUUAAAUUGAUUGUGGAUUGUAUCGGAAGAGAGAUACUGUCUAAAAUUUAUGAAAGAUUAGUUAAAGAUAUACAUCAGUACCAAGAUAUAGAUAAGUACCAAGAUAUAGAUCAGAUCCAAAGUGGAAUGCCUGAUUUAUUUUUAUGGAAUGUAGACGAAAAAAAGGCGAAAUUCGUGGUGGUUAAAGAGGAAAAUGACCUCUCUAUAAAGCAGAAAUUGUGGCUGAAGUACUUAAACUUAAUCGGAGCAAAUGCAGAAGUUUGUCACGUACUCUGUACAAGAUCUAAGAGAACAGCGACCGAUAGCAACAAUAACUAAAGUAAGAAAAAAGAAGCAUUUGUUGAGCAUUUGGCCUUUGAAGACAAAAUAGUUAUAGUAUUUGAUGUUACAUGACAUUUUUAUUUUUUUAACGAUGUACAAAAUGGGUUUGAACACUAGAAUUUGUUAAAGGUUGUAAUAUGCAUGUGUCAUGACUUGUUUAACAUAUCGCGAUAUUUGAUAAACAAAAUGAUAGUGCUUCAACCCACAGGCUGUGAUAUUCGCUAUUUUUUAUUAAGUAUUCUAAAUUUACAUUUAAAUAUUACGUAUAGUCGAACCGCUGAGAGAAUAUUAAUGGGACACGGACAUACAUGUCAUUUUCUCCCUAAAGUCCAUUGCACGUCAUCAGUACGAUUUUUACACAGUAGCAAUAGGGCUUUUCAUUCACAGUCAUUUGUUUCGAGCUUCUGUCAUGUGUCACAUAAUAUUAAUAUAUCUAUCGUACGUUAUUGGUAUAUACCAAUGAUACAAACCAAAUAUACGUGUGACGUAGAUAUAUUAAUAUUAUGUGACACAUGACAGAAGCUCGAAACAAAUGUCAAUCGAUGAAAAGCCCAAUACAAUUAAAUUUUUAGUAUCAUCAACGAAUAAAUAAAGUGAUGAGAGCGCUAAUAACCGGCAAAAUAACGCAAAAGAUGGAAUACAUAUUAAGUUGUUAGAUAAAAAGAAAUGAAACUAGUAGAGUUGGGAAAUUUAGCGAUAAAAACGUAUAAAUUUACAUUCUAUUUAUUGUUUCCCACCUUUAAACGUAUCAGAGGAGUAUGUCAACUACAACUGUCACAGUGACAGUUGCCAAACUCGUCCGAUACGUCUAAAGGUGGGGAACAAUAAAUAUAAUGUGAAUUUAUAGGUCUUUAUCGCUGAACUUCCCACCUCUACUAGUGUAAUUUCUUUUUAUCUCACAACUUAAUAUGUUUUCCAUCUUUUGCGAUAUUUUGCCGGUUAUUAGCGCGCUCAUCACUGUAUAAUAUACUCUCCUAGAAGACGUUUUUAAAUGGGAGACAUUGUCACGGUUAUUUGUCACUUCAAAAUACUCCUGUAAAGGGAGACUGUACAAAGUGUUGGGGAAAAGUGGGAAAGGAGUACAAACGGAGCGAUUUAACUUAUCCAGCCUUAAUAAAAUUUCGAUGCUAUUGAUUUCCAAAUUGUUUUUUUUAUAUAAAAUCUUUAUUUUUCGUAAUAUUAAAUGGUUAAAUUUAUAAUUUUAAAACUUAAAAAGGUAGGCUAUGAAAACUUCAAUAUUAAAAGUAUUUUUUUCAUUACAUGUAAAUAAAAUUUUAUAAUUUUGAUUUAAAAAUGGGUUUGUUCCAACACGACGAAAAACUGUCUCUUAACAUUUUGUUAUACUUGGAAUAACAAUAUUACUCUGGGCUAAUUAGCAAAAUUCAUGGAAAAGUUAUUUACCAGCAAUUUUAUUGCUGGUAAUUAUAAGAUCCUAUAUAUUAAUAAUAUAGGUAUGCAAAGUCCGUAGAUAGUGUGCUACUUUUUUAUAAACAAAAUGGCGCCGACAAAUCGUAUUUUUUUCAAUCAUUGCUCUAUAACUCCGAAGAUUUUAACUUUACAACAAAAACACCCAAAUAAAAAUUCACCGCAAUUAAAUUUUGCAUAGAGAUCUGUUUUUCACGAUUGGCUUCGACGAAAAUUUUCCUCGGAAAAUGUGGGUUUUCCUAACAAAAACUCUAAUUUUCAAAUAAAGUUUUAGGUAAGUAAUUAUUAAUCAAUAAUUAAAUAACUUAGUGACAUCAAAGCUUUCUUGGUAUAGAUUGUAAUUCCAGAAGCCGGUGAAAAUUAAACGGAUAUUUUAGCAACAAUUCAAUUGUUAAUUAACAAUUUACGAUCUCAAUAAUAACCAAAAUAAUAAUGAUACAUUGAUCAAAAUUAUAAAGAUGAGAUGCUUAUUUAAUAUUUUAUCGACAAAAUAUAAAUUUUUUCUUUUUUUUUGCAUAAUCUUUAAAUUUUGAAAAAAAAAUAGUUAUAAUACGUUGGUCUAAUUAGUAAAGUACAAAGAAAGGUUAUAUACCAGCAAUUGUAUUGCUGGAAUCGAAUUAUAAGAUCCUAUAUAUUAUUAAUAUAGGUAUGCAAAGUCUGCAGAUAGUGUGCUCCUUUUUUUAUAAACAAAAUGGCGCCGACAAAUCGUAUUUUUUUCAAUUAUUGCUCUAUAACUCCGAAGAUUUUAGCUUUACACCAAAAACACUCAAAUAAAAAUUCACCCCAAUUUAAUUCUACAUAGUGGCAAGUUUUUCCCGAUUUGCUCCGACGAAAAUUUUCCUCGGAAAAUGUGGGUUUUCCCAACAAAAUCUCGAAUUUUCAAAUAAAUUUUUUGGGCCAGUAAUUAUUUAUCAAUAAUUAUAUAGCUUGGUGAAAUAAAAGCCUUCUUGGUAUAGAUUAUAAAUUCAGAAGCCGGUGAAAAUGAAACGAAUAUUUUAGCAACAAUUCAAUUGUUAAUUAACAAUUUACAGUCGCAAUAACAACCAAAAUAAUCAUGAGACAUUCAUCAAACUUAGAAAGAUUAUAAAGGUGUGAUGCCUAUUUAAUAUUUUGUCGACAAAAUAUAAAUUUUUUCAUUUUUUUGCAUAAUCUUUAAAUGUUUAAAAAAAAAUUGUUAUAAACAAAUUAACAUUUCUCAGAAAUUGUUUAUUAUAUUCUAAUUUUAAAAAAUACUUUAAAUUCGGUAUUUCAUAUGUCUUGAAAAUGAAUGCUUUAAAAAAAAUUUACAACCAUUUGCAAAAAAGUUAUGAAACAGCAAAGUAAAUAUACGAUAUCUCCGUUGUUUAUAAUUUGUUUUAAUUGUUUCAAAGCUUAAAUGUGAGUCUAUGGUACAAACUAAUUACUCACAAAGAAUGUCAAAAAUUAGUCCAAUGGUUAUAUUUUAAUCAAAGAUUAAAAAUACUUUUUUUUGUAAUUUUUAGCGCAAAAGUAGGCCUAAUACAGAGUCGGAGCUAAAAUGUUCACUCGAAGCGACUGACACGCAGCAUACAUUAUUUAUUAAAAGUGUACGUUGCGCGGCCGGUCGUCGCUCCGAGUGAAAAUUUUAGCUACAGUACUGUAUUAGUCUACUUUCACGCGUGUAAAUUACAAAAAAAUAUAUUUAUAAUCUUUAAUUAAAAUAUAACCAUUAAACUGAUAAUCGAUAUUUUUUGUAAAUAAUUAGCUUGUAGUUUAAACUCACUUCUACGCUUUGAAAGAAUUAAAAAAAAUUAUAAAAACCAUAGUAAUCGUAUGUUUACUUUGCUGUUUCAUAACUUUUUUGCAAAUGGUUGCAAAAAAGUUUUAAAGCAUUCAUUUUCAAGAUAUUUGAAAUACGCAUUUUAGCUAUUUUUUAAAAUUAUAAUAUAAUAAAAACUUUCUGAGAAACGUUAAUUUGUUUAUAACUAUUUUUUUUAAACAUUUAAAGAUUUUGCAAAAAAAUUAAAAAAUUAUAUUUUGUCGACAAAAUGUUAAAUAGGCAUCUCAUCUUUAUAAGAUUUGAAAGUUUGAUCAGUGUAUCAUAAUUAUUUUGGUUAUUAUUGCGACCGUAAAUUAUUAAUUAACAAUUGAAUUGUUGCUAAAAUAUUAGUUUAAUUUUCACCAGCUUCUGGAACUAUAAUCUAAACCAAGAAGGCUUUAAGUCACCAAAUUAUUUAAUUAUUGGUAGAUAAUUACUUAUCUAAAAAUUUCUUGACAAUUAAAGAUUUUGUUGGGAAAACCCGCAUUUUCAGAGGAAAAUUUUCGUCGGAGCAGAUCGGGAAAAACACGUCUCGAUGCAAAAUUUAAUUGCAGUGAAUUUUUAUUUGGGUGUUUUUGUUGUAAAGUUAAAAUCUUCGGAGUUAUAGAGCAAUAAUUGAAAAAAACACGAUUUUCGGGCGCCAUUUUGUUUAUAAAAAAAGUAGCACACUAUCUGAGGACUUUGCAUACCUAUAUUAUUAAUAUAUAGGAUCUUAUAAUUCGAUUCCAGCAAUAAAAUUGCUGGUAAAUAACAGAAAAAUGGCCUAUUCUCCGAUAAUCAGCCCAGACUAUAUUGUUUAUGCAAAUAUUAAACGAUUUAGUUAUGAAAAGUAAAAAUAUUAAUAUUUUAUUUUCUACAAAAAAAUAUGGUAGGAGUAGAGAAGUAGGAUUUGAUCUGUAAUUUUACAAAUUGAGUUGUUAUUUCGACUUUUAUGUAAAAUAAUAAUUGUGCGGUAUAUAUAUCUCGGUGGUUUAACUACGUAUUUAUUAAUUUGUAUACGCUAAAUUUUCUUCUUUUUUAUAUCUAGAUGUAGGUAGUGAGUGCCUACGGUAAAGCGAAUUUUACCUACGUUUUUAGCACUUUUAUUCUUCUUGUACACCUUCACGUACAACAAUAGAACAAUAUAUCGUCUCUACCAUUUCCUACUAUCGAAUGUGAAAAGUGGUACUUUUAAAGUGGUACUUUUCAGGAGAGCAAGAUAACUCUUGUUUAUGAACUCCUAAAUCAGCACCUUGAUAGAUGGGAAACUUUUUAUAAUUUUGAAGUUAUACUUCUUUAGGCGCGAUUGAGAGUAAAAUUUUUCAUAAAUCUGCGCGCAUGCGCACACAGACAGUAUGACGUUUAGUUGCUAAUCUUUCAAAUUAUGUAUCAGCGCAAAUAAGCCAUUAAAAUAAUAUAUUAGUGUUUUUUAAUAAAUGUAUUAUUUAUUAUAAUUUUUGGGUCUUUGAAUUUGUCUUCCUUGGGCGUAAAAUAAUAAAAUAUCUAUUUUUAUAUUUCACUUGUCACCGUUAUGUGUAAUUAUGUAUACCUAUCCGAAACGUCAAUAACACGUGCCUUGAUAGCCUGGUUGGUAGGGCAUUGGACCAGAGAUCGAGAGAUCGCGAGAUAGCGGAUUCAAAUCCUGGACGAUUCAUAUUUUUUUUAAUUUUUGGCAUUGUUAAAAUUUUUGGUAAUUAUUGUUAAUUUUUUGUAUUGUAACUGUUAAGUUUAUUUAUUAUUGUCGGUCUUGACGGUCCAGUUAGCUGGGGCUCAGUCGAUCGACAAGUUUAGUGGAUUUGCGAUUUGCGGUCGCUGGUUCGAGCCUCAGCUAGGUCAUGAAAUUUAUAAAAGGCCAACGCCGUAGUAUAAAACUCAAUAGAGUCUACGGCUUGGUCUGGAAUAAACUGGCGUCUGAUCGGCCUAUGGAGGAGCGGUACGGGAAGGGAUAAGGGCUUCCGGCUUGGUGAUACUCCUCCAUAGAGGCCUACCGAAGGGCGUUGACGCCUAAGAACGGUGUAUACAUACAAGUAUAUUUAUUUCGUUGAAAUUAUAUAAUAGAAGUAUAACUUUUUACGUGCGUACAAAGUACACACGCACAUUCUUUUUAUGUAUGUAAUGUUUAAUUCUUUUUAGAUUGAACAGCUUACCGUUUUUUUUCCAAAAAAUCAUAUUCGCUACUUAACUUUUUGUGUUAAUUAACGAUUUGUAUUAACACAUUCAUAUUCGUAAACGAAAAGGAGGAAGAGUAAAAUAAUUUUAAUGUUCUAACAAAAGUUUAUUACAAAUCGUUUAAUUAAACAUUGAAGUUAUAGGAUAAAAUGGGAAAAUUAUAUUUAAAGAAAUUAUUAAAGCUAUUUUUUGAAAGUAGAUACGUAUUGCUAGAAAACUAGUGUAACUAUACCCUGUUUUUAAACUGGGAGGAGUAAACUCAAAGGACAGAUUCACACCCAAUAAUGUCACUAGAAAAAUCACCAGAUUCGUCUUUUUUUUUUGGUUGAUCAUGUCGACCUUCGACGGUAAUCCGUAAAUAGAUAUACUAAUACGUCUAUUUUGGCUUCUUUAUAUAUUGUUGUGGUUUGCUCAAAUGUAUGUUUCUAAUAUUUAUUUUAAAAGGAAUUAAUAUGAUAUCUCAGGGAUCUUUUACUAAUUAAAACAAAACGUGGCUUCAAAGUAUUUUUUUUUGCUAGUUGCCUUUAAGGAAAGGGAUAGACAAUAGGAAAAUAACUUUUCACACAAUUAUGAACUUUCAAAGCAAAUGUUGUAUUUUAAAAACCAAUCAAAUAUCAAAAGUAAAAAAAUUGAAUAAACAUAUACAAUAAUCAGAAUAAUAAAAAUUUCAAACAUUCAUCAAAUCAUACAUUCAAAAUUAUCAAUACAAAUUAAUUAAACUUAUAUCCAAAUCAAAGAUUUCUUAAUUUUAGUGAUUCACGAUAAAUUUUCAUUUAUUUUAAUUCUCUCCAACAAAUCGAAUAACUCUAAUUUAAAUAGGUGGUCGUGAUUGAUGGUCUCUGUUUACUAAAAUGACGAAACUAACCUUUUGUCCCCAAAAUUGAUGACUUCACCUCUCUCUUCUUUGAUUGUGUCUUGUCCACGUUGCUCGUACUUUUCAGUUUCUCCAAAUACUCCUACUAACUCUGCUUAUCUGCAAAUCUUAACUACAUGAAUAAACCCCUUCUAUCCAGACACAAGGAUAUCUCAACUAAUCGACUUGGUCCAGUAUAAAACUAUACAUCUGUUUAUCACUUACAGCAUGUCAGUUAUUUCUUCUGUCUGCUACCACAGUUGGAACUCCUUCCACCAAACACAAAUACAAAUUUUUACAACAUAUACUUUUUUCAAGACUUAGCUAAUUAGCAACGUCGUCUCAGCAGAAACUGUCGUGUUCUCGCGCGGUAUUCAAUUCACAAUGCCGUCUCCUCUCCUGGCAAAACUCCAUCCAAAUCAUUUAAUCUCCCACUUCGUUUUUUUUUCGCCCAAUCACGACCUAUAUCUAUCCAAACAAAUUUUACUGUCUUCUCAAAAAAACCAACUUUCUACUAUCUAAUAAUCCGUAAGUCAUUCUUACUAAACACAUAAUUGACCUUUUCAAUUUCUACGGAAAAAAGGAUAAUUACCUAUUCUCAAACGACCAUUUACUAAACCUACUCUUUUGUAUAAUCUUUUCAUUUGUUUCGUGGUAUACCGUACAAUAGAAAGUUCAACGUUAAAUGUUUACAAAUGUCUGUCUAACUGACUAAACGGUAGAAAAACCAAUAUAUUGUUUUAUUAUUUUCGGGGAAUGUCUUUAAACCGAAUACGAUUCACUAAUUCCGAAAAACACUUUCUUAUAUCUAAUGCUUAAUAUACAGGGUGUUGCGAUUUCUGUCGAUCGGUGAUUUGAUUUUUGUCUUAAUAUUUUCUGUUUUAUUUUUAAAAAUAUGGAAACCUCAAUAAUGUAUAUUGGCUAUUAGGUCUGUAUAUCUGUGGUCAAUUCUGCAGUUAAUCAAAGAACUUUUCACUACCCAAUGUUCGACACUGUCGAAAGCCUUUUCGAAAUCUGUGAACGCUAAUUAUACAGUGAGCACGUAAAGGUUGGAAUAAAUUCAUUUUUUCAUACAUGGGCAAUUUUCGAAAUAAAUCACGAAAUAGGUCAAUUUUUAUUUUUAAAUUACGACUUUUCGGCAUAUAUAUCAUACUAGUGACGUCACCCACCUGGGCGUGAUGACGUCAUCGAUGAUUUUUUUUUAAAUGAGAAUAGGGGUCGUGUGAUAGCUCAUUUGAAAGGUAAUUCAAUUCUCUAUUCAGUAAUAUAAACAUUGACAUACAAAGAUGAAUGUGUUUAAUUUAUUUAAUGCAAAAUACAUUUUACUGCUAUCGGAAAACAGGAAAAAAUGUUUUAUAUUUGACAAAUAAUAGUAUAUUGUACAACAAGUGAGAAAAAAUAUAUAUUUCUCACGAGCGCAGAAGUUUGUUGGCACGAGGCGAGGGCCGCAAAUCAAGCGAGGGAGAAAUAUGUCAUUUUCUCAUGUGUUGUACACUGUACAAUUUCUAUGGAUGCGGUUUUGUCAAGACUUCAAAGUUAAAUAAUUUAGGUGCUUUUAGGUAUAUUAUAAUAUUAUAUACAUGUAGGUAUUUAAUAUUCUUAAAAUUUAUUUACCUUAUUUUUGAACAGUUUUGAAAGACAAUUCCUGGUAGGUUUUGCUUUAACACAUUUAUUUGACAACGUUAAUUGUGUUUUUAUUGUGCAUGUUACCAUGGACACGGCGAUCAUAGUAUGGAAGACCGUAGGAGAACCCGUGAGAAAAAAUAUUUCUCACUGCAAUGGCCGACUUUUCUCACUGCGUGAAGAAUUGUUCGUUUUGAAUGUAAGUAAGUAGUGAGAGAAGUUGCUUAUUGUAUAGCAUCCAUAGAAAAAUAUUGUUUUUGCAUAAAUUCAAUAUUAAAGCAGCCACCUUCCUGUCUCUUGACAGUUUGAACAUUUAAUUUAACCGAAAAGCAAUGAUUAUUUUUCAAAUAAACAUUCUUUUCUGUUUUCUGAGAGCAAUAAAAUGUAUUUUGAAUUGAGCAAGACAUAAAUUCUUCUUUUUAUGUUAAUAAAUUGAAUUCAAAAAAAUUUUUGGACGCCCUUUAUAAAUAAUUAUGUUAAUGUUUAUAUUACUGAAUAGAGAAUUGAAUUACCUUUCAGCUGUCACACGACCCAUAUUCUCAUUUAAAAAAAUCAUCGAUGACGUCAUCACGCCGAGAUGGGUGACGUCACUAGUAUGAUAUAUUAUAUACUAAAAAGUCGUAAUUUAAAAAUAAAAAUUGACCUAUUUCGGGAUUUUUUCCAAAAUCGUCCAUUCUCGAGAAAAUGAAUUUAUUCUAACCUUUACGUCCUCACUGUAUAGAGGAAUGACGUGGUAUUCAUUUGUUCAUUUUAUAAGGAUUUUCAUACUUAAUAAAUGCUCACUUACGCUGAAUUCCGUUCUAAAACCAGCUUGUUCUUUCGACUGGCAUCAGUCGAAUUUUGUCGUCAGUCUAUUGGUUAAAAUUUUUGUUACGAGUUGGAAAUGGUAGGGACGAUAUAAUAAAUUUGACACAUCAAUUUUUCAGAUUCAAAAAGGUAUAAUUUGCCUUUUAAUUGUUUUAUUGUAUCAUUAUUUUUUGUUUACUGUCCCUUUUAAAUAUUUUUAACUUAAACUAUUAUUUACUAUUUUAACUAACUAUGAAUGUGCAAUAUUAUAUCGUGUUAUCACAUAUUUUAUCUUUUUACGUAUAAACAUGUUUGUAUUGAAUAUAUAUUUUAUAAUUAUAUUGUUAUAAAAAAAUAAAUAAUGCCUAAAUUAUGUGAUUGUAGUUUUAUUUAAAAUAUAUGUAAUUUGAGAUCAAAUCUAAAUAAUAAAAUGACAUUAUUAAACAAUAUCAGGGGCGUAAUAAGAAAAUAAGGGAGGCAAUACGUACAUACACGGCGCGCCAAACCUCUGGUUUUCAUUGGUUACGGCAAAAUAUAGGAGUACGGUCCUGGUAGGCAAAUUGUGAGGUUGAUUAACGUCUGUUCCGUGAAUAAUCCAAUUUCCAUUGGAAUUACGAAUAGAUAAAUCGCCAAGUUAACACAGUGUGUAAAUAAAAGUACAAGUGCACUAGUGAGUGAAAAUAAAUCGUCCAAAGCAUCGAAAAAGUAAGAUCUCUCCAUUAUUUACUGUAAACAGGUAUUUUAGAUGCCAAUAAUUAUUCGAACAAUAUAAAUAAAAUAAAACCACUGAUAAGAAAUUCAAGUUUUGAUGGGUCAAACAGACUUGAUUUAUUUUCGCAGUGCAGAGUCGGACUUAUAAAAUAAAUCUAAAAUAGUGCGAGAAUUAAAAAUCAAUAAUUUUAAUUUUUACGGUGAUUACGAACUGGCUUAAAGUUAAUUUCUAAAUUAAGUUUAUAGAUUGUGUCUAAUAUAGGUUUAUUUUUUUAAACUAACCUUAUAUUUUAUAUUGUAUUCUAUACAGAUUUUUCUAAUUGUAACAUUUAGCGGGGCACUUUUAGAAAAUGGAAAGAAAGGAUAAUGACACAGGAAGUGAAACCGAUGACGAAACGAAACGCAAAAGAGAAAACUUGGAUGAUUGUUUUAAUAGAAGUAAAAUUACAAAACGGUCACCAAGCAAAGCAGGCAACGAAAAAAAUGAAGACAUGGAAAAUGUUAUGAUUACGAUGAUGAGAGAGCUCAUGAAUAAAAAUGAUGAAAUGCUUCAGGAAAUAAAACAAAUAAGAAAAGAACAACAACAAACCAAUAAAGAGUUAAUGGAUGUAAAAGUAGAGAAUCAAAAACUAAAAAAAGAAGUAAAAUUGCUACAUGAAAGAAUGGAGCAACUGGAGAAAUUUAGCAAAAAGAAAAGCUUGAUCGUAACUGGGUUGAAAGUACAAACAAAUGAUGAUAAGAAAUUAAAAGAAGAAAUGGAAAAUUUCAUAGCCCAAGAGUUGCAAACACAAAUAAAACUAAGAAGUGCAACAAAAAUAGGAGAAACAGUAUGCGCAAUAGAGACAGAAACUUUCACGGAUAAAAUGGAAAUCCUAAACAAGAAAAGUAAACUAAAACAGCAUAAAGACCGUAUCUAUAUAAACAACGAUUUGACAUCGAAAGAAAAAGAAAUACAAAAGGAUUAAAAGGUUAAUGUUUAUAUUACUGAAUAGAGAAUUGAAUUACCUUUCAGCUGUCACACGACCCAUAUUCUCAUUUAAAAAAAUCAUCGAUGACGUCAUCACGCCGAGAUGGGUGACGUCACUAGUAUGAUAUAUUAUAUACUAAAAAGUCGUAAUUUAAAAAUAAAAAUUGACCUAUUUCGGGAUUUUUUCCAAAAUCGUCCAUUCUCGAGAAAAUGAAUUUAUUCUAACCUUUACGUCCUCACUGUAUAGAGGAAUGACGUGGUAUUCAUUUGUUCAUUUUAUAAGGAUUUUCAUACUUAAUAAAUGCUCACUUACGCUGAAUUCCGUUCUAAAACCAGCUUGUUCUUUCGACUGGCAUCAGUCGAAUUUUGUCGUCAGUCUAUUGGUUAAAAUUUUUGUUACGAGUUGGAAAUGGUAGGGACGAUAUAAUAAAUUUGACACAUCAAUUUUUCAGAUUCAAAAAGGUAUAAUUUGCCUUUUAAUUGUUUUAUUGUAUCAUUAUUUUUUGUUUACUGUCCCUUUUAAAUAUUUUUAACUUAAACUAUUAUUUACUAUUUUAACUAACUAUGAAUGUGCAAUAUUAUAUCGUGUUAUCACAUAUUUUAUCUUUUUACGUAUAAACAUGUUUGUAUUGAAUAUAUAUUUUAUAAUUAUAUUGUUAUAAAAAAAUAAAUAAUGCCUAAAUUAUG
Messenger RNA from Diabrotica virgifera virgifera (western corn rootworm), 14359 nucleotides. Its product is annotated as fanconi-associated nuclease 1. Gene Ontology annotation, molecular function: 5'-3' exonuclease activity; 5'-flap endonuclease activity; flap-structured DNA binding. Gene Ontology annotation, biological process: interstrand cross-link repair. Gene Ontology annotation, cellular component: nucleus. Lineage: Eukaryota; Metazoa; Arthropoda; Insecta; Coleoptera; Chrysomelidae. Bases 590 to 3379 code for a protein of 929 amino acids. The record is from RefSeq and is a predicted model, not a curated record. The transcript has 10 exons.